Diabrotica virgifera virgifera (western corn rootworm) is the source of this 1720-nucleotide messenger RNA. RefSeq names its product cytochrome P450 4C1-like. NCBI's taxonomy places the organism in Eukaryota, Metazoa, Arthropoda, Insecta, Coleoptera, Chrysomelidae. The transcript is spliced from 8 exons. Gene Ontology annotation, molecular function: oxidoreductase activity, acting on paired donors, with incorporation or reduction of molecular oxygen; heme binding; monooxygenase activity. The record is from RefSeq and is a predicted model, not a curated record. The coding region runs from base 108 to 1610 and encodes 500 amino acids.
AGGUUAACAAGUACCAAAACCUUGAACGGUCAACAUUUUAGAGAUCUCCUCAAACAAUAUUCGUAUUUUAUUCUGAACUACACACACGAAAAGAUAUUUAUGAAGCAAUGGAUGUUUUUAAAUACGUAUAUUCCGUGUUAGUAGCAGUGGUUGUUAUUUAUAUUGUUUACAAAUUUUUAAAAUUACGUAGUGUUUUAAAAAAAGUUUAUAAGUUACCAGGUCCUCCAAAACUGCCGAUUUUUGGGAACUUCUUUGAUUUGUUCUACUGUGAUUCAGUGCAACUAUUUAACCAAUUUCGAGAAUGGGGUCAGAAAUACUCACCAGUUUAUGCAUUUCUUGUGUUUGGACAACCAAUAGUAUGUAUAUCUGGAGCUGAAGAGUUCGAAAAAAUCGCCGCUGGAUCAAAACAUCUUAGCAAAGGAUUUAGCUACAAACUUGUGGAACCAUGGCUUGGAAAAGGCCUUUUAACAAAUUCAGGUUCUCUGUGGCAGCAAAGAAGAAAGAUUUUGACACCUGCAUUUCACUUUAGUAUUUUACAGGAGUUCGUUAAAGUGUUUAACAAAGAAACUGCUAGGUUAGUCGAGACAAUCAAACAAGAAAAUAAGAAAUCGGCAACAAAUAUAGUUCCACUAAUUUCUCAAACCGCUUUAAACACUAUUGCAGAAACAUCUUUUGGAACAACGCUCGAUUUGACCAAAAAAGACGACAAAAAUUACGUAUCUGCAAUUCAUGAAAUGGGCGAAAUCUUGAUAUAUAGAAUAAUAAGGCCUUGGUUCCAUUCUUUACGUAUAUUUAGUAUGGUAUCUUCUGUUGGCGUUAGACUCAAACAAGUCUUAUCAACGCUACAUAGUUUUACAGAACGUAUUAUACUAGAAAGAUCAAGAGAUUUCAAACCAUUUGAAGUAAAUACAGAUGGCGAAAUAAAGAGGAAGAAACUAGCUUUUCUAGAUUUAUUGUUGAAUGCAAAAAUUUCUAAGGGCAUCAUCGAUGACCAAGGUAUUAAGGAUGAAGUGAAUACAUUUAUGUUUGAAGGACACGAUACAACUGCAACAGCUAUAUCAUGGGUUUUACGUCAAUUGGCAAUACAUAGCGAAUACCAGGAUCAAAUUUAUGAAGAAAUUAUAUCUGUAUUAGGAGAUGCACAAAAGCAACCAGACCUGAACGACCUAAAUGAACUAAAAGUAAUGGAACGAUUUAUUAAAGAAACUCUACGUCUUUUUCCGGCGGUGCCCUUAAUAGCACGGUCGUUGGAUGAAGAUAUAGAAUUAAAUGGAUAUUUGGUUCCUAAGGAGGCGACUGUUGAUGUUCUGAUUUAUGACAUUCAUAGAAACCCGAAAUAUUGGCCAGACCCUGAGAAAUUUGAUCCCGAUAGGUUUUUGCCUGAAAAUUGUGUAAAUAGACAUCCAUUCGCUUAUGUACCUUUCAGUGCUGGACCCAGAAAUUGCAUUGGUCAAAGAUUUGCAAUGUUUGAGAUGAAGGCCAUUAUCUGUGGAAUUAUGCAGAAUUUCUCAGUGAAACUUGCUGAUAAAAAUGAAAAAGUUGAAAUAAUAACUGAUUUGGUACUAAGGAGUGCACAUGAAAUUAAUUUGAACUUUCUACCUCGUAACUAAUAUUUUCGUUGUGUGAACUGAAACGAUCAAAUAAUUUGUUAUUAUAUAAUUUUUUAUUGGCUGUGUUAUUGUAUUUUGUUGGCGUAAUUAAAAUAAAAUAUUUUACAUAA